Molecule: messenger RNA, 1071 nt
Organism: Entrophospora sp. SA101
Lineage: Eukaryota; Fungi; Glomeromycota; Glomeromycetes; Entrophosporales; Entrophosporaceae
Source: the annotation of a GenBank genome assembly
AUGAAAUUUUCUAAAUCUUUUCAAAGUGAAGCCGUGCCAGAAUGGAAGAUUAAGUAUAUUGAUUACAAAGGAUUGAAAAAAAAGUUACGUUUGGUUCAAAAAGCUCGAAUAUCAAGAGAAAGGGAAUUAAGUUACCCAUUAUCAAAUCGUCAAACACCAUUACAAUAUGAUAAAAAUCAAGGAUUUCAAGAAAACCAAAGAGAAGUAAUUGAAAAAGAUGAAGAAAUUCAAAUGGAUGACGAAUUUCAUCACCAUUCAUACCCACAUGAAUUCCCAACACCCAUAACACCACCACCACCAUUAAAUACAUCAAGGCGAACUUCAUACCAAUCCCAAACUAGUCAAGGAAGAUUUAGCUUUACUGGGAUGGCUGAAACCGCCAACUCCUUCAUGCGUGGAGUCUCAUGGAAAUUGCAUAAUAAUCCAAAAAGACAAUCUAUUUCGGAAAAUACACGGUAUCCGUUAAUAACAUCAUUAGAUACAAUUAUGGACCAAGUAAACCCGGAAGAACGAGUUUUUUUCGUAGCUUUAGAACAAGAAUUAGAAAAAGUAAAAAUAUUUUAUGAUUCACAAGAGAAAGAAGCUAUAAGGCGUUUUGCCAUUCUUCAACAACAACUCGAAGAUUUAAAAGCCUUAAAAAAUAAUAAUAAAAAAACGUCAGGGCGCAAUAUAAAGCAAAGUAUAGGAAACAUUGCAACAAGAAUGUCGUCGUCUUCUUUUGGUAGAAAUAGUGCAUAUGAUUUUGCAGUUGAUUACAAAGAAGCAAAGAAAAAAAUAAGAAAAGCAAUAUUUGAAUUUUAUAGAGGUGUAAAAAUGCUAAAUGAAUACAGGACCCCUGUAAUUAAUGAUUACAUGUUGCCAUCGCCUCAAUUUAUUAACGAUUCGAAUACUUCUCCUAUUUUUUCAUAUAAUUCUUACGAAAAUUACGAUUGCACUUCUACUACUCCUUUACUUUACAAUAACAAUAUUAAUUUCUACGAAAAUUAUGAUUUUAAUUUCAAUGAUAACAUCGACAAUAACCAUGCUUUAAAGGCUGAAAGUGUUAACAUACCUACUGCCUCUGCUCCAUGA